This is a messenger RNA of Lethenteron reissneri (Far Eastern brook lamprey), 1725 nucleotides long. Its product is annotated as neuronal cell adhesion molecule-like. Lineage: Eukaryota; Metazoa; Chordata; Hyperoartia; Petromyzontiformes; Petromyzontidae. The record is from RefSeq and is a predicted model, not a curated record.
CAGAAGUCACGUGCGCUGCUGCUGCUACUCGCUCACAGCACUGAAGCCAAGUGAAGGAAGCCCCCGGUCCGACCGUCCGCUCCUCCGAUGGGCGCCCUCCCCACGGCACGCUUCGUGGCGCUGAUAUUGGCCGUGCUGGGCGCCCGUCACCACCCCCUCGGCCUGUCCCUUGGCCACACUCACCCUCCGACCAUCAGGCGCCACUCGCCGUUGAAUUACAUCGUGGAGCCGCAGGACGACAUUGUGAUGGAGUGUGAGGCUGAAGGAAACCCAACGCCCAAGUUCCAGUGGAGUAAAGACGGCCGGCGCUUUGACCCCGACUGUGACCCCCACGUGAGGCAGCGUGGCAACGGCUCCGGCACGUUCACCGUGGACACGGCGUCCGUGGGCAGCGGCUACGCCGUGGAGGCCUACGAGGGGGUCUACCGCUGCGCGGCGGAGAACCGCGACGGCACGGCGCUGAGCGCCAACAUCACCGUGCGGCUGGCGCGUGUCCCGGUGUGGCCCCGCGAGAACCCGAUGCCCGUCACGGCCACGGAGGGCUCUCCGGCCGCGCUGCGCUGCCACCCUCCCCGCGGCUUCCCCCCUCCCGACGUCUUCUGGCUGGACGGCUCCAUGCAGAGAGUGCGGCUGGAUGCCCGAGUAUCCCAGGGCCUGCAAGGAGACCUCCACUUCGCCAACGCGCUCCGCGGAGAUGUGGACUACUACGUGUGCUGCACCCGCCACCCACGCAGCGGCAUCGUGCAGCAGAAGAAGCCGAUUCGUCUGAUCGUCAAAGCCGCUCAUCCCUCGAAGAGACGUCCGGUUUUCGUGGAGCCUGGGGGUGAGACAAGCAGCAGACUGGUGCUUCAGGGAGACACGCUACUGCUGGGCUGCAUCGUACAAGGGUUCCCCACGCCGCAUCUCCGCUGGGCCAAGGUGGGCGGGGAGCUCCCGAGUGGCCGAUUCACCUUCGGCGCCUUCAACCGGACGCUGGCGAUCCACCACGCGCUGGCGGCCCACGCCGGCGCCUACCAGUGCCACGCCGCCAACAGCGAGGGCAGCGCCCGGCACACCGUCACCGUCACCGUGGAAGCCAAGCCGUACUGGAUCACUCCGGAGCCAGAGGGGCGCUUCUACGCACCGUGGGACACGGUGAGGCUCGCCUGCCUCGCCGACGGAAUCCCCAAACCGCUCGUCCGCUGGUUCUUCAACGGCGUCCCCAUCAGCGAGGCCCCCGCGGUAGCCGGGCGGAGCGUGGACGGCGACUCCCUGACCCUGAGGCGGCUGCAGGAGGCCACCGGCGUGUACCAGUGCGAGGCCUCAAACCAACACGGCACCAUCCUGGCCAACGCCUACGUCAAAGUGCCGGCCGCACCUCCACAGCUGCUGUCGGAGCAGGACAGGCUGUACGAGGCGAGAGAGGGCUGGGAGGUGUACAUGGAGUGUGCCGUGUUGGCGUGGCCGCCAGCCGACAUCCUGUGCACCCCGGUGUAUCGUAGCACCCCGGUGUACCGUAGCACCCCGGUGUACCGUAGCACCCCGGUGUACCGUAGCACCCCGGUGUACCGUAGCACCCCGGUGUACCGUAGCCCCCGGUGUACCCACCCGGUGUAUCGUAGCACCCCGGUGUACCGUAGCACCCCGGUGUACCGUAGCACCCCGGUGUACCGUAGCACCCCGGUGUACCGUAGCACCCCGGUGUACCGUAGCACCCCGGUGUACCGCAGCACCGGUGUACCGUAG